ACGGCGCAAGAGCGAAAAGGAAAAUCCGUGUUCUACAAUAAGUAUCCAGUUCAGCUCUGUGUCAUUCUGAAGCUGUUUAUACGGACACAUUUGGCACGGCGAUCUCUAGUGCUGAAGUAACGGGUUGAGAGGCAGAUCGAGCGGAAACGAGAUGUUUUUGUAUAAGAAUUAGAUGUGGAUUUUGGAUAGCCGAAGUCUUGGGCGUUAUCUCCACUUUUGUUCAUUUAUUUAGUGUCGGACUGAAAACAGCCGAGGCUGAGCGCAUCUGAUCCUCCCGGAGCGCUCGGCGCUGCUGAUGAGGGCUCUGUCGGCGUGAUCCGUGCGCGAUGGCCGCUUCGGGCGGACAGAAGAGUGAGAAGUUAGAUGAAGCUCAGGCUCUAGCGAGGAGGUGCGCAGGGAGACCGGACUUUCUGCCCUGUGAUGGACUAUCCAUCUGCGCCACACACAGUCACGGGAAGUGUUUCAAGCUGCACUGGUGCUGUCAUCUGGGCUGGUGCCACUGUAAAUAUGUCUACCAACCCAUGACCAGUGUAUGCCAACUUCCCAGCACGCCGGUUCCAGUUGCCCCCUCAGGUCACACUCUCACCAUGAACCUGUCUGUUUCCUUGACCGAGCGCUUUCUCAGGACAGCCCCCAAGUUCAAGGCUCCACCCUGCCCAGAGUCGCCUGAGUUCUGUAUAAUCUCUGACCUCUUUGUGGAUGAUUACAUGGUAAAACGUAUCAAUGGAAAGAUGUGUUAUGUGCAAAGGCCGCCUCCACCUACACCAAAGUCUACACACCGACCCCAAACACCGGCACCUCAACCUGCACCCCAACGUACUAACAAGCACACACGGCAGGUGGGCCCAACUAUUAAGCACAGCCAACCAAACGAGAAGAGCUCAGGCCCUAAAAUGGACCACUGCUCCUCUCCCUCCAGCUCAGAAGACUCUGGAAUCAAUGCAUUUGGUCUGCACUACAUGGAAUCCUGCGAUGAGGACUUCUUUGUGGAUGAUGAUGAUGAGGAAGAAGAGGAUGAUGAGCUGAGUACCGAUGGAGACUCCAGUCCUGGUAGCCUCUGGGAUCAGGAUGAGUGCACUUUACUGUCACCAUCCAAAUCAAUGGUUGAGAUCAUUGAGAAGAUUGAGACAACGGUUUGAAGUGCCUGUCAUUAAAUACCACAGUUGAAAUUCCUCAGUCUCGGAAAUACUUCCCUACACUAUCCUACCAGCAGGUGCAUGCGUUUAUUGAGCCAAUGCAGCACACGCUCCCUUUUAUGGCUGCGCCAUCCGAGGUUGUCCCAGAAGAACCCUCGAGAGAUGAGUCAUGGCAACUCUCUCUGCAGUACUUACUACAACUCUUAUUUUCCCUCUAGUCCCUUAUGCAUGGUGAGGCUAAUGUAGGUUAAACGCAAGUAAAUGCGCUGACAAAUACAUAUUGUGAGAAAUUCACCCAAAUGGGACUCAAAAGAUGAAUAUUUCAUGGAUGCAAAGAUUUAAGACAGUCAAACUCAAAAAUAUGAUGCUAUGACUCUCCUUAGAAGGAUCAGAUACACUCUGUCCAAUGCAUAGAAAUGGAAGAGGGCAUGGCUGAUACAAUAUAAAAAGACCUAGACUAAGAUGGUCUGUGUGUUUUAGAAGGAUGAAGAGAACGCUAGAGAGAACCUUUCAACAUCCUCCUGUUAGAGAAUCAGUCAGAACAGUGGUUAAAUCAUGCAUGAGCUCAGAGGAUGGUAAAGAAACUUUGCGAUAAAAAAGAGAUUGAGGUUCGUGCUUGAGGGAAUACCCCUUUUCUUAAACUCUCUCACAUGCAGAGAUUCCUUGGAGGCAGUCAAGUGUUCAUUACCAGACAUUUCUUGUCUGGCACCAGACUGUGGGGUGGAUCAGUCCUCCCAUCGUCAUAGUCUUCAGAGUUUGUGGCUUCUUUAGGAGUGGAAAACAACUUUUUGACAAUCAGAAAAAGUAGGCUUAAGCUAAAUUCUGCAAAUAAUAUUAGAAUAAAAUUGCGUUGCUCAUACCCCAAGAAUCCCAUUGUGGUCUAUGUUCCAUUCUGUCAAGCACACAUUGGCAAAGCCAGAGGACUGCUUAAUGGCCAUUCACACAAGAUGUGUUUUUGUUUCCAUCUUCCCUAUUUUUUAAUUGUUGGUCAAUAUAAAUGUGCUGGACACAUGCUAUUGUCCCUUGCUGUUUUUAUUAAAGGUGCAUUUUAAGGGAUAGUUCAUCCAAACAUUACAAUUCGGAUUUAAUUUACUCACUGUUAUGUCUACACAAAUCUGUAUGACUUUCAUCUGUGAAAGAUUUUGAGAUUUUUUUGAAGAAAUUAUUUUGUAUAUAUUGUAAUUUGCAGGAUGCUUUUGGCAAAACAACUUACAUUGGAUUCAAGGUAUACAUUGUAUAAGGUAAACAUUGUAUUAAACCCAUAACCUAGGCAUUGCUGGUAGCAUGCCUGAGCUACAGGAACGCUAAAAACCAGCUUUCAGGUCAUUUCUGUCACCCUGUCUAGCUGUAUUUAACGCAAGAAUGCACCCUAUGUGAAGGGCCCCUUAAGUGUCUCUUUGGCUUUAGGGUUUAAGAACAUUUGGCCCAUUCAGACUUACCAUAACAUAUCUGGAUCUUUUUUUAAUCAUUGUAUUAAAAUAUAUCUUAUUAUAUUAAGACAAAUUUUACAUUUCCAAGUACAUAUAUAGACUAGCCCAAAAUGUAAAAAAAAUAUAUAAAAAAAAUGUAAAAAUAAAAACACACGACCUAUGUCGGGUCUAGGGUGAAAAGAAGUGUUUCUUCUUGACACGCUUCUACCAUCCCCAACCCAAUGGUGCAGGUAUGAUUCUCUCCUUGUUACUGAAUGAAUGAAUAAGACUAUCCCUGUCUCUGCAGUUUUGAUAUCAGGGACUGAUGUAGCUACAAAUAUAUACUGUAGACAUGCAAAUGUUUAUCAAAUAUUAAAACAUGCCCUAUUGUUUUGCUUUUUUCUCGUAUUAACUAUUGUUAACUCACCUCAUAUUUUUUCUUAUAAAGAA
This is a messenger RNA of Carassius gibelio (silver crucian carp), 2995 nucleotides long. RefSeq names its product UPF0524 protein C3orf70 homolog A. Bases 327 to 1139 code for a protein of 270 amino acids. NCBI's taxonomy places the organism in Eukaryota, Metazoa, Chordata, Actinopteri, Cypriniformes, Cyprinidae. The transcript has 2 exons. The record is from RefSeq and is a predicted model, not a curated record.